GUCAGAAUUGCUGGAUUAAUUUCCAAAAAAAAAAUAAUUAAAAGAAAUAAUUAUAAUAACUAAAAAGAAAUUUCCAUUAGGGCCGGAAAGAAUUUUUAUUUUUUAAGGAAUUGUUUUUUAUAACAAAACAUGAAACAAAUAACCUACGAUGUGGUCACAUUAUAUAGGAAGUAUAUAGGUACAGGAGUAUUCAGUUAAAAUUAUUUUGUUUUAUCUAAUUUAUUUUGAGAAGAGUAUGAUAGAACAAUCAAAAAAUAUAUAAUGGUCAAUACCCUUAAAGAUUUUUUUUACAACCUUUAGUAAGAAUCAGACAUAAACUGACAAAAAAAAUUAAAUAUUCUCCUGAUUAAAGCGCAAUAUUUUACUGAUCGCUUUUACCAGUUUUCUGAUCACAAUAUAUCUGGUCAAAAUAAAGUCAACUUUUGAGAUCAACGGGUCAAUUUGUAACGAAGAUCAUUUGUUUCCAAAAAAAAAUUAAAUAAUUAUUUUAUUCAGGCAUGGAAAACGUGUAUGAAGAUAAUUCGGACAAUCUCUAUGAUUUCUUGCAUGAUAUACGUGAAGUUCUUCAAGAACCUGCAUUAAUUUCUCAAGAUGAAUUGAGACGUUUGUUGAAGAUUUGUGAUUCACUCAUUGCACGACUUCCUGUCAAUGACAAUGCCUAUAUUGAGAUGCGGUCUACGGUACAGGAAAUAAAUCAGGAAUGUCCAUUCAAAGGUCUUCCAGUAGCUCACUUGGCGUUACGCUCUUGUCAUCAAGUGGGGCAUCUUCAACGGGCUGAACGAAGGGGAUUCUUCGACUUAUCCUUUAACAUUCGUUGCACUGGAAAAUACUUUGGAGGUUUUCUAGAUGGGUGGUUGUUACUUUACAGUUCACCUUUAGGUGAACUUCGUCCGCAUUUGACGAUACGUGUGAUGCGAGCGUGGGAUUGUGCAGAUGAGGAUUUCAAAUGGCCUGAUCGUGUUUUAGGCGUUGAAGAUUUUAAUGGUUCCCCUUUCUUUUUCCAGACUCUUUCACAAAAAGAAAAGUAUUCCUGGCUACUAGCACUCAUGGGGCGUACUAGUGAAGAAGCUCCAGCUGUAACUGAUGAAGAUGGUAUUUACGUGGAACCCAAUGAAGUAAACACUCUAAUAAGUCGUGAAGAAAUAAAUAGAUCAUUUAAUUAUGACACUCCACACACUCCACCACGUCGAGUGAUGGAAUCAGAGAAUUUUAAGAAUAAAUAUGCGGAUAUUAAGUCCCGGAUUGCCGCGCAGCUUCUUCUUCACUCUCCAUUGUCAGUCACAAAAUCAGCCAUAGCGGCAGCUCCAACUCAAGAGUCAUCCUCAAGCAAGUGGUGGUUUCGGAAGCGCAAGAAAACGAAUAGCAAAAACAGUUCAACAGAAUUGGUCAAUAUCACAAAAAAUCAAAUCAAAGACGAUCCAACGUACGAUACUAUUGAUAACAGAAAUAAUCCUUUAGUAUAGAUAUACAUUCAUAUAGAUUUGGAAACAAUUCGUCAUCACAAAAAAAACUAAACUGGCUCUCGUCAUAACUUUCGAUUAACGGUAUUUUGUCCAUUGAAAAGGUCCAUAGCCUUGACAUGAUCACAAAUUAUAAAUCUUUAUUGUACGUUUCAUUACAUUGUAAUGAAAGGAACUCCAAGUACAAUAUGUAUACCUAAUGAUUCCAAAUUUUUUUCUUAUUCAAAGCGUUCAAAACCGAAUAUAUUAUCCUGCAUACCUACAUGUACAUUUUACAAAAGGCAAGUGCUCAAAAUAAAUCAUAUCUGGGUUAAAUUUGUAAAUUUAAUAUAACUGGAAGUUUGUUGAAAGAAUAUAAGGAAUUUAAUGCACGUAAAUGUAGAUUGCAUAUCCUUACCUAUCAAUCAAAAAAUAUAAUUGAGCAAUUUUCUUUAAGUUUCGAUUUUUCUCGUUUUUUAUGAACCUGAGAUUUCAAUUGAGAAAAUUGAUCAAUUCCUUUUAGUUUUUAAUAAAAUGUUGCUCAGACUGCAUUUGUUAGGACUAUUGCGAGAAAUUUUCCUUUUGCAUCAUUUAAAAUCAAGCGUUAUAUUUUGCUGUUCCACGCAAAAUUGCGUGAAUAUUGCAAAAUUGUUACAAGAGGAAAAACUAUUGACUUCUGCAUUUAAUUUGAAUUCAACGAAAGAUUUUGCUUUGAUACAAAAAUCCCUUUCGCAUAAUAUAGCCCGAAUUGGUGUAAUUAUUGAUUUGGAUUGUAAAAGAAGCCUUGAAAUGCUUCGUCGAUUUUCUGAAACAAAUAAAUUUAACGAGACUUUUA
Lutzomyia longipalpis is the source of this 2274-nucleotide messenger RNA. RefSeq lists its product as uncharacterized. NCBI's taxonomy places the organism in Eukaryota, Metazoa, Arthropoda, Insecta, Diptera, Psychodidae. The record is from RefSeq and is a predicted model, not a curated record. The transcript has 4 exons. Bases 498 to 1463 code for a protein of 321 amino acids.